CGGGCCUGGAACGAGCUGAUGCCGGUGGGCAUGGGCUUCCAGCAGAUCCCCGACCCGUCGCAGUACCACGACCUGCCGACGCCCAUCGUGUGGCCGGGCGCGACCGUCUUCACCACGUCGAUGACGCACCAGCUGCACUGCCUGUUCGCGGUGGUGGAGGUCUAUAGCGGGCUGAAGGCCAACCAUCCGCUGCCCGAGGACCACCACUGGCACAUGAUACACUGCUUUGAUUAUAUGCGGCAGGCGAUUAUGUGUAGUGCGGAUAUGAGUCUGGAGGGGCUGGAGACGACGUUCCCGGAUCAUAAUGGGGGGAGUGAUGGGUGGGAUAGUAAGCAUGUUUGUAAGGAUUAUGGGGAGGUGAGGAAGUGGUUGGAGGGGGUGAGGGCGUAUGAUGAUCAGGAGAUAUUUUAAGGGUGUGGAUAGAGGAGAC
Trematosphaeria pertusa is the source of this 430-nucleotide messenger RNA. RefSeq lists its product as uncharacterized. Lineage: Eukaryota; Fungi; Ascomycota; Dothideomycetes; Pleosporales; Trematosphaeriaceae. The transcript has a single exon. Bases 31 to 411 code for a protein of 126 amino acids. Gene Ontology annotation, biological process: mycotoxin biosynthetic process. The record is from RefSeq and is a predicted model, not a curated record.